Bactrocera dorsalis (oriental fruit fly) is the source of this 1436-nucleotide messenger RNA. RefSeq lists its product as uncharacterized. The record is from RefSeq and is a predicted model, not a curated record. Gene Ontology annotation, molecular function: nucleic acid binding; zinc ion binding. Lineage: Eukaryota; Metazoa; Arthropoda; Insecta; Diptera; Tephritidae. The transcript has a single exon. Bases 251 to 1360 code for a protein of 369 amino acids.
CAUAAAUUUGAUGAUACAUUUUUUUUAUUUUAUUAUUAUUAUUUGCAACACUAUGGUAAGGUAAGGCAGGUCACACCACAUGAGGCCGCCUACACACUAUGGUAAUGUAAGGCAGUUCACACCACGUAAGGCCGCCUACACACUAUGCAAUAUAUGUAUAAUAUAAUUUAUGCACUUUUUCUCGCCACCCAAUCAGUUGUAGAUAAUAUUCCAAGCAACACAAAAUCGUCAACAAAUUCAUUUCAGAAAGAUGACUCGCUAUGGAAGCUUAAAGAAGACCGCGGCGCUACACCCGAACCGGUACCCGCUUUCUUGCACGCUGUGCAAGGGAAAGCAUCCAUUGCGGCUCUGCUCGUCCUUCCGGGCCAAGACACCGGAGGAGCGCCUACGGGAGGCACUCAUCGGGAAGUAUUGCAUAAAUUGCCUCGCGGUCAACCACCGGUCAGCGAACUGCCCCAGCGACGCACGGUGCCGGCGCUGCAACGAGAAGCACCACACGAUGCUCCACAUCGGCGAAAAUACCCGUCGCCGCCCCGCAGUGCCUCAAAUCCAAUCAUGGAGCGAACAAGUAAGUUCCGAUGAUGCCCUCUCCAUUGAUGCAUCAGACCCUGGAACGGAGACUAGGCCUCUCCAACCAGAACCGGAGGAGGGAGAACUCCUUGAAAUCGGAGCGGAAACACGGCCUUUCCGCCCAUCACAGCGAGGGGAAACGGAAACCCGGACUUUCCGCCCCCUUCUGCAACAUGAACGUCGCGGACACAAACGCCGUCUGCGCCGUCGCCAAGCGCACAACCCGGCCAGACUGGAGACCAGGUCUCUCCAGCUGCACCGGGCUAGCUCCUUCAGAGCCGGGCUAACAAAUCGAGCCGGCAGAGUGGCUCAUUCCUUGCUGCCAACGACAGCCAUCUUACCGACGGCGGUAGUGAAGAUCGAGGCAGGAGGACGCCUACACCUAAUCAGGGCGCUCAUAGACGCAUGCGCCCCUACGUCGCUAAUUGCGCGCGACCUAGCAGUAGAAUUGAAAUUGGAGCAGACGCAUAUCGGCGGUCAACGAGGCUGCCUUUUAGUACUGCGAGGCAGAAACGGGACAAAUACCCGCAUAUCCACACAUGUAAGGAUAAUGAACGACUAUAUGCGCAUCAGCCCGACCACCACGUUGGACUCCGACCUAGCAGCCCCAUACACCCAUAUCAAGCUGGCGGAUCCAAAUUUUUACAAGUCGUCGCCGAUACGCUUGGUGCUCGGCGCGGAUGUGUAUUCCCGCAUCAUGACCCAACAGGUCAUGCCACACACAUUUGGGCAGUUCCUCGCUCAGGGCUCCAUCUUCGGCUGGGUGCUCUCGGGUACGGCCCGGUACUAGAUUAAGCUAUGUUAGUAUUUAUUUUUUUAACUUAUUCUAUUGUGUUUUUUUGGAAUUCUCACUUAGAAUAAGUAUU